This is a messenger RNA of Exophiala xenobiotica, 2385 nucleotides long. RefSeq lists its product as uncharacterized. The coding region runs from base 869 to 2191 and encodes 440 amino acids. The record is from RefSeq and is a predicted model, not a curated record. Lineage: Eukaryota; Fungi; Ascomycota; Eurotiomycetes; Chaetothyriales; Herpotrichiellaceae. Gene Ontology annotation, molecular function: holo-[acyl-carrier-protein] synthase activity; magnesium ion binding. Gene Ontology annotation, cellular component: cytosol. The transcript has a single exon.
GAAAGAUCCAUGAUCCGCUGUUGCAUCAUUAUACGAGGACAGGGAACAGGGCCUUCUCGUCUGUCAGCCUUGUGGAACUCCGUCGCGGGUCGAUGAUUUGCUUAUUGCGGACCGAAUCUCAGGCGUGCUAUAUUAAGCCGCAGCUACACCUGACCAGUCUUUCCCACUUCAUGACUACGGCGGGCUCAUCUUGGGGUCCAUGUGAGCUUCGACGAGAACAACUAAAUUCCAUCUUGUGUCGCCUGCAGGAAGUUCCGAUCUUGAGGUUGUCAGCGACCUAGAUGCAUGAUUCAUCAGCCGACGGAGCACGUACCCAUCGCUGAUAGCGAACUACAUUCGUUCCGGUACCAGAAGAUCCAGCUCGCCCAAUAACAACACCUCAAACGAUCUGCUCAAGUCAUGAUGCCAGCAAUCAUUAACAAAGAAGUUCCUGGGCCGCAAUAGCCGCAGGAAGAUAUUGUGUGUCCUAUAUGCGAGCACUCUGAGUUCUAUACCUCGCCGUCUGUCAUUUUUGAACAACGAUUAAGCCAGCAGACAGGCUUGCCCCUACAAGUUUGUCGGAGACUGUACAGGCCGUAGGAAGUGUACUAGCCGAACUGGUCCUUUUCAAACGGACGGUCAGAACAGCCGACGACGCUGGCGGGCUGCCAACCCGUGGUCAACAGAGGGCACACUUCCUUGCUGUCAAGCAGCAGUACAUCGGACAAGCAGUUGUCUGGUCAGGAGGAAGACAGUUGGGACAUCUUUCGGACUAAUCGUGGAUAUCCACCAACGACUUCCAUGCAAACGACACCAGUGCGAGAUACGAGGCAGUGCUAAACAUUCUCCAGCCUUAUCUCCGCCUUAUCCCCCUACCACCAUCCUCACAAUGUCGUCCCAACCUCAACCUCGACCACCAUUGAAACACCGUUCCACCAUAACACGCUACUAUAUCGACACUCGGCCCUUGGUCUCCUCAUCGCCAAAGUCGCUCCCUCUCUUGUCCACCCUCCAGUUCACAGAUCAAGAGUAUGUGACCCGCUUCAUCCGCCCUGCCGACCGCUUCAUGUCGCUCGCCAGCGCACUGCUCAAAUAUACAUUCAUCCACCGCCGCGCCGGCAUCCCCUGGUCGGACAUCCAUCUCUCGCGCACACCCGCACCCCAUAAGCGUCCGUAUUGGGAACCACCUGACCUAUGGACUGGUUCUAACACGUCCGCCUCGUCGCACCCGUCUCCAUCCGAAGCACAGUCUGACGUAAAGGGCCUCGAGUUCAACGUUUCCCACCAAGCAGGUCUGGUCGCAAUCAUGGGGUGUACCACGCCAACGGCACAGCUGCCUAAUCCCUCGCACUCGAUUUCAAGCGCAACACCCCUCUCACCAAGCCUUCCCCCGCAGCAGCUUCAGCAGCUAAGUCUUGUCGGGCACCACACUCCGGAGCUCGGUGCGGGGCAAGUCAGACUGGGCGUAGACAUAGCAUGUACGAACGAAGAUAAGCGCACGCCCAAGGACCUCAACACACAAGCCAAAUUUGAGGAGUGGGUGGACAUCUUUGCUGAGAUGUUCUCGGACCGGGAGAGACGGAUAAUGAUGCAUGCACCGGUACAUGUCCCUGUUCCUGAACGCGAGGAAGGGGACUAUGGCUGGGACAGUAGCACCAGUAGUGAAGAUGGCAAGCCCGUGCCUCUCACGGGCGGCGGAAAGGAAGCAAAAAUGAUUGAGCAGAAACUCCGUCGCUUCUACGCAUAUUGGGGUUUGAAGGAGGCGUACAUCAAGAUGGUUGGCGAGGGCUUGUUGGCGAGUUGGUUGCGCGAGCUGGAGUUUUUGGACGUCGUGCCACCUGCCGUGCCGGAGGCCGUGAGCAGAGCGCGCAGUCGGAGCAGAAGUCGAAAUAGAGUCGGCGGGAUCAACGUGCCAAAUGGCCAGGCAAACAACCACAGUCAUUUACAUCCACAGACUGGUUUGCAGCAUGAGGUGGAAAAGUGGACGCCGUCCGAGAAAGCGGAACGGGGGGUGACGACUUUGUUUCGGGGCAAGCAGGUCGAGGACGUGGACAUUGAAAUUGUGGCGUAUGACGAGGACUUCCUGGUAGCUACGGCGACCAGGGGUGUGGAGGAGGUGAAAGAUGGGAUCGAGGUGAAGUGGUGGUUGAGGCUGGAUAUUGAGAAUGAUAUCAGGCCUUGCGCGGAGGGGAAGUGUGACUGUUUGGGAUGAUGGGAGUAUUUACCACAGAUCUAUGUUAGGCGCAGCAGAGUAGAGGAAAAGUUGCUUGGAGUCAUGGCUGGAGGACGUCAAUAUUGUUCCCUUGGACUCAAUAUUGCUUUGCUGCGACAGCGGAUAUCUUUGUUUGUUGUACUUCAAUGGCGUUCACGCAGUCAUUCCGCUGUAAUAAAUUCGACUUUCGCAAG